ACGCCCAGGAGGCCGCCGCUGAGGGGCGGGGCCGCCCCGCUUGAAUGGGGCGCGCAUUCCUGGGGGACCACGUGACGCGGCCGCGCGGCCUGAGGUAAACAAGCGCGGCCCCGCCUCCUCCCAUCGGCGCGCUGCACUCCUGCUGGUGGGCGGGCGGCGCUCGUCUGAGCCGGCAGCUCCUCCAACCGUCCGCCGCGGCCGGCGCCCGAGUCCCGGGCCGAGCGCGCGCCCUCCGGUGCCCUCGGGCCGCCCGCGCGCUGUGGCGCAGCACGGAUUGGGUCGCGGCUCCUGACGCGGCGGCCCGCGGCGCUGAGCUCAGCGCUAUUCUCGGGCUCCGGGGCACUGCGCCCGAGGGUGUGUCUCCGAGCCGGGCUCGCGGCUAUAAGGGGCCGCGGGCGGCCGCGGCCAUGCAGCUCUACAGCAGCGUGUGCACCCACUUCCCCGCGGGCACGCCGGGCCCCACGGCCGCCGCCCCACCUGCCGCCGCCGCCGCCGCCGCAGCCUUCAAGGUCUCCUUGCAGUCAGCUGGCCCCGCCGCCGCCGCCGCUUCCCCAGAGCCGGACACCGGAGAGCGCCCACCCGCCUCGCCCACCGAAUCUCGCGAAGCCGCCGCCGCCGCCAUGCCCGCCUUCUCCGCCUGCUUCGAGCGGUCCGGGUCCGCCGCCGCCCCGCCCGGCGCGCGCGGCAAGCCGCCGCUGCCGCCGCACUUCACGUCCACCGCGCACAUCGCCGUGCGGGCCCUGGGCGCCGAGCGCCUCCUGCUGCCGCCACCCUCGGCCCCCGCGCCGCCGCGCCGCGGCUCCUCCGCCUGGCUGCUGGAAGAGCUGCUCCGGCCCGACGAGCCCGCGGCCCCGAACGCCGCCCGCGACGCGCCCGACAGGAACUUCCGACUGAGCGAGCACCGCCAGGCCCUGGCAGCCGCCCAGCACCGGGCCCCCGCACCGGUCCCCGUCGGCCCGGAGCCCGGCGCCGGCCCGUGGGGUGAGGAGCGCCGGGCGGAGCGCAGUCCCCGGGGUUGGGACCGGGCGGGCGGUCGCAGCGACGCCCCCGGGACCGACGCGCACCGACGGCAAGAUCCCGAAGCCGAGGCUCACUCGGUCCCCGCACCCGCACGGAGCAGCGGCGAGCCGGCCCGCAAUGGCGAAGGCGAGGCCGUAGGCGCGCCCCGGGCGGAUCCCAGGGACGAGAAGCUAGCCCUGUACCUGGCCGAGGUGGAGAGGCAGGACAAGUACCUGAGGCAGAGGAACAAGUACCGGUUCCACAUCAUCCCCGACGGCAACUGCCUCUACCGAGCUGUCAGCAAGACUGUGUACGGGGACCAGAGCCUGCACCGGGAGCUGCGGGAGCAGACCGUGCACUACAUCGCGGACCACCUGGACCACUUCAGCCCCCUCAUCGAGGGCGACGUGGGGGAGUUUAUUAUCGCUGCUGCCCAAGAUGGGGCGUGGGCCGGAUACCCCGAAUUGCUGGCCAUGGGGCAGAUGCUGAAUGUGAAUAUACACUUAACGACUGGAGGGAGGCUGGAGAGCCCCACCGUGUCUACCAUGAUCCACUACCUAGGCCCCGAGGAUUCUCUCAGGCCCAGUAUUUGGCUCAGUUGGCUCAGCAAUGGACACUAUGAUGCUGUUUUUGACCACUCCUAUCCUAACCCAGAGUAUGACAGUUGGUGCAAGCAAACCCAGAUGCAGAGAAAACGCGAUGAAGAACUUGCCAAGUCCAUGGCCAUAUCCCUGUCCAAAAUGUAUAUUGAACAAAAUGCAUGCUCUUGAAAAGUCUGAGGACCCGACAAGCUGGGGGAAAUGGCGUACAUCGGUAGUGUUGGGAGAACCACACGAACUCUAAUUAGGGUAAUGGCACUUUCAAUUUCCUAGUAGACUGGCUUUAGGUGUAAUGCCUUAAUCAGUUUUUGAAUGUCCUCUCAGAGCCGCAGGUUGCUGGGCACCUGAAUGAUGUUUCCUGAUAGCUUUGGGUGAGCCUACUGCUAUUUAUAAUUUGCUGUAUAAAGUGAGCGCUACUUAAUUUGCAAGCUGAUGUCUCACGGUAUGAAUUUGUUCAUUCCUGGUAGUCUAUUUUCUAUAAAAAUGUAUUUUUGCACAUUUUUAAAAAUGGGUGUACUUUCAUCUAUGACGUGUUCCAAUUGCGAGAAACGGCCUUUAAGCAGAAUCCAGAGAAGUGCUUUCUAUGAAGUUUAUUUCAGUUUGUGAUUUAGUAGUUAGUUUAUUGUUGAAAUGUUUCACAAUUCUUAAUUAUUUCAAAUGGAUAUCGACACAUUAUGUUACCAGAUGAUUAGCCCAUUCCAUUUUGAUGAAACAAACCGAUUUGUUUGGGAGAUGAUGUUAUUUUCUUUUAAGAAAUGGUCUGCUUUGAAGACAGUUAGGGAAGGGAUAGCUUUGGGACGAUUUUUUUUUCCCCUAAAUGACAGUACCAGGCUUUACUUGAAUAGAAGUCUGCUAUUUGCUGACGGCAGAAUGAUGAUUCUGUACUCUGAUGUUUAUAGAGUAGAUUGUCUGGUGGUCUCGAUUGUGUUCUUUUUAUUCAUCAACUUAGGAAAGGCAUUUAUGAAAUUUUGUGAGUUCAGCCUCCAUACAUACAGCUUCUUGGUUUCAACCAUUAUUUUUAGCAGGAGGCUAUUGUCUUAAUAUUCUGUCCUUUUAAAGUUCUUCCAAAAGGCAAAAUAGAAUUCACUUUGUAUUAUGUAAAAACAUAAACCGCUUGUAUGGUUUGCUGGGUCAAACAGUGUUUUCAACCAAAAAAAAAAUCUAUGUUGCCACUUUAACUACUUUUAGUGUAUUUAUUAAGUAAUGCAGUUUGUACUUUUUUAUUUUGUAACAUUUUGUGAUUUCUUUUGUACAAUAAUGUAUUUGUACAAUAUAGCAGUUCUCAGCUGAUGGAAUGAAUGAAUAAAAUGUAUACUUUUACAU
Mastomys coucha (southern multimammate mouse) is the source of this 2921-nucleotide messenger RNA. It is a transcript of the gene Otud1, whose product is annotated as OTU deubiquitinase 1. The transcript has a single exon. Gene Ontology annotation, biological process: protein deubiquitination. Gene Ontology annotation, molecular function: cysteine-type deubiquitinase activity. NCBI's taxonomy places the organism in Eukaryota, Metazoa, Chordata, Mammalia, Rodentia, Muridae. The coding region runs from base 408 to 1769 and encodes 453 amino acids. The record is from RefSeq and is a predicted model, not a curated record.